Molecule: messenger RNA, 1962 nt
Organism: Candoia aspera
Lineage: Eukaryota; Metazoa; Chordata; Lepidosauria; Squamata; Candoiidae
Gene: TRIP4
Product: thyroid hormone receptor interactor 4
Exons: 13
Coding region: 28-1764 (578 amino acids)
Biological process (GO): positive regulation of DNA-templated transcription
Cellular component (GO): nucleus
Molecular function (GO): zinc ion binding; transcription coactivator activity
Source: RefSeq, a predicted model, not a curated record
ACGAAGGCUUCGCUGGCAGAAGCGGAGAUGGCGACGGCGUUCGUAUCGUGGUGCAUUGGGCAGCUGCGCGGCAGCUUUGGGUUGGAUGUCAGCGAGGAGAUUAUCCAAUAUAUUUUGUCUAUUGAUGAUGAGGAAGAGAUUCGAGAGUAUGUCACUGACUUAAUCCAAGGGAAAGAUGGCAAGAGGAAGUACUUUGUAGAUGAGCUCAUAGCCAGGUGGAAACAGUCCUGUUCUACAACUUCUGAUCCUUUGCCACUAUAUCAGAAAAAGGAUGAUACUUUGGAUACUCCUCGGCCAGGAGACCAGACAAAGAGAGGAAGGCAUAAGGGGAGAAAUAAACAGGAAGCACCUAUUUAUGUUGAAGCCAGCCAGCCUGUAGAAAAAGUAAAAACACCACUUGAUUUAGCCAAGGUCCAGGAGGUCCCGAGAGGUAGCAGCUCCUCUUCCUCCAAGAAGAAGGCCAAAUACAUGAAUUUGUACACAAAAGAAGGUCAGGACAAGCUGGCUGUCAUGCUUCCAGGGCGCCAUUCCUGUGAAUGCCUGGCCCAAAAGCACAAGCUCAUCAACAACUGUUUGACGUGUGGGCGCAUUGUCUGCGAACAAGAAGGGUCUGGGCCUUGCUUAUUCUGUGGAACUCUGGUGUGCACCAGAGAAGAACAGGAUGUCUUGCAGCGGGAUUCUAAUAAAAGCCAGAAGCUGCUAAAGAAACUUCUAGGUGGUGCUGAAAAUUCUGGGAAGAUGGACACAAAUGACAAAGAUUUACCCCAACAUCGGGAAGCUCGACUUCAAUCAGGUCUGGAGAUGGCUGUGAAGCAUAAAGACAAACUGCUAGAGUAUGACAAAAUGAGUGUGCGACGAACUCAAGUCAUUGACGAUGAGUCAGAUUACUUUGCGACGGACUCCAACCAGUGGCUGUCAAAGCAGGAGAGGCAGAUGCUGGAGAAGAGAGCGAAGGAGCUGCGUGAGCUGCGGCACGCCUCGCGGCUGUCCAGGAAGAUCACCAUCGACUUUGCUGGUCGGCAGUUCCUGGAGGAACACGACAGCCUGGCGGAAUAUCACAGCAAGUUGGAUGAAACAGUCGAAGCUAUCAACAGCGGCACUUUGAUCAAGGCAAAGCAAAAUCCAGACAGGAAACUUGAAGAAUUGGGAGUCUUGGUGAAUCCUCACAUUCUCCAGCCAGCUCCUGUGUGGGUGGACCAGGCUGGUUUGCUCUCACACCGGAAAAUGGACUUUCCUGCAGAGAGUGGGAACCCCGCAGAUUUGGAAAGAAGUCGCCUACGGAUUCAGGACCGAGAGAUACAGGAGAUUUCAGAUGACGGCUGGUGUCUGAGCCUGCAUCAGCCUUGGGCCUCCUUGCUGGUCAAAGGAAUCAAGAGGGUGGAAGGCCGAAUUUGGUACACAUCACACAGAGGCCGGCUAUGGAUAGCGGCCACAGCAAAAAGGCCUACCCUCCAGGAAAUCUCUGACCUGGAGGCCACGUACCGAAUGUUACUACAGGAAGAUUUGGAAUUUCCCAAGGAUUAUCCCUCCGGCUGCCUCCUCGGCUGCGUGGACUUGAUUGACUGCCUGUCGCAAGAGCAAUUUAGGGAACAGUAUCCCCAGCUGAGCCAGGAGUCAGCUUCUCCAUUUGUCUUCAUCUGUUCUAACCCCCAAGAGAUGGUUAUUAAGUUUCCCAUCAAAGGCAAACAUAAAAUCUGGAAGCUGGAUGCAAAGAUUCAUCAGGGAGCAAAGAAGGGGUUAAUGAGGCAGAAAGUAGCCGUGUGAGCCCCCAGAGGACAUUUCCUCCUCCUUCCCCACUGCUGGGCCCAAGAGAAGAAUGGCUCUCAACAGCCUGAGACUUCAGGAGUGGAGGCCCCAGGAGCGCUGAGGAGGAAGCACAGGCACACGGUGAACUCAAGGGUUUGGCUCAGAAGAAAACAAAGAAGGAAAUUGCUGUUAACUUACAUCAUUAUAAACAAAGCC